AAGACGCUCCCAAGGGCUCGCCACCUUUUCAGUCUUGCGUCUUUGAUACAGUAGGUUUGAAGGCCUGUCUGAAGAGUAAUUACAUUUGCCUUGUUUUGCACCCAGCUUUCCUUUUUUUGUUUCUUUGUCGAAGGAGAUUAUUUCAGAGUAAUUUGUCAAAUGUGACAAGGCAGCAGUUGGUGCAAUUAGGAAUAAUUGCAUGAGCUGAGAUUUGUUGUGUAUAUAAAGUCAGUGGCGAGAAUAAAGCUGCGGCUUUUCCCAAACAGAAUGGGCCAAGCUGCGAACCUGCCAUGUUGGAGAGGAGAGUCUUACAUUACAGAGCUUUAUGAAUGGUUCAGAAAGUUUAUUAAUGAGUGUCCAAGCGGACUGAUCACUCUUCAUGAGUUUCAGAGGCAUUUCUGUGAUGGGACUGUGGGCGGGGAGUCGGCCGACUAUGCUGAACAGAUUUUCCGGACAUUGGACAAGAAUGGGGAUGGGGUGGUUGAUUUCAGAGAGUUUGUCAUGGCCAUUAGCAUGCUUAUGGAAGGCACAGCUGUGGAGAAACUCUGCUGGUCGUUCAAGCUCUAUGACAAAGACAGCGAUGGAGCUAUUACAAAGGAAGAAAUGCUGGAUAUCAUGCAGGCUGUUUAUAAGAUGAACGUAGCUGCAGCUCUAACUCAACCUAAUGAAUUUACAGCUGAAGAAUGUACCAACAGGAUAUUUGUGAGAUUAGACAAAGACAAUAAUGCCAUCAUCAGUCUGGAGGAGUUCAUUCAGGGAGCGCUGGAUGAUGAUUGGAUCAGGGACAUGCUGGAAUGUGACCCCAGAAGAGUGAAAGUGGAGAGGCCCCUGAGGAGGGACACUGCGCUGGGGACCCAUGGAUGA
Messenger RNA from Cololabis saira (Pacific saury), 864 nucleotides. RefSeq lists its product as uncharacterized. Lineage: Eukaryota; Metazoa; Chordata; Actinopteri; Beloniformes; Belonidae. The record is from RefSeq and is a predicted model, not a curated record. The coding region runs from base 268 to 864 and encodes 198 amino acids. Gene Ontology annotation, molecular function: calcium ion binding. The transcript has 5 exons.